ACUUGUAUUGUUUUCUUAUUUAAGUAAUAUCAAUGGAAACACCAGAUGCAAAUGGCUAUGUAAAUGUAGUCUGGCCAAGUAAGAGCGUUCCACAUGGUGGUAUUUUUCAUACCAGAGUUGUUGAACCUUCAAAAACACAGCAGCAAUUUCUUAAAAUAUUAUUAGAAGAAUCUAAACUUUCAAUCGCUCAGCGAAAGAAAUCUGCAUUAGCCCUACGUCAAUAUGAGGAAAAAGAACCUCCACCACGCGUUGAAAUACCGAUGGUUCGUCCUAGAACAUCUCGACGACGCUCUUUGUCAGCUAUACGUGAAUCUGGAAUAUAUGAAGCUGCGGACUAUCGACCGUUAAAACGCGGGGAAGACCGCGAGAAACUAAAAGACAAUUUAGCGCACAAAAUGGAAUAUGGUGACGAGGGACAGGUACCACCAGCUGCUCCUCGUAGACGCAAGUCUCCGCCAAGAUUACCCACCAAAAAGGAGAUGUGGCAUGAGUUGGUAACGCAAAUUAGAGAACGUGCAGAAUGGCUCGCUGAAAUGGAAGACCUGGGCCAUGGCGCUCCACAUCGCGAAGUGAUCAAGGAUCAGAUAGCUGAACGCAUGAGGGCCCUAGAUGCGUUAGGGCUGGAGAGCGAGCCAUGUACGGCAAGGUCUAAGGGAUCUGGAUUUAGUGUUCUUCCUAGUGUUAGGUCAAAUGCUAGUGCUAAAUCAGUGAAAUCCAAUCAAUCGCAAAAGAGUCAUAACAAGACUAAAUCAACAAGGACUCCAAAGAGGCAAUUGAAAAAAGAUGAAAAUGUGGCAGCAUACGAAAAACUUUCGCCUUUACAGUAUUCACCUAGGAGAAGAUUGUAAUAAUAAAAUUAC
Colias croceus (clouded yellow) is the source of this 860-nucleotide messenger RNA. Its product is annotated as UPF0193 protein EVG1 homolog. The record is from RefSeq and is a predicted model, not a curated record. NCBI's taxonomy places the organism in Eukaryota, Metazoa, Arthropoda, Insecta, Lepidoptera, Pieridae. Bases 33 to 848 code for a protein of 271 amino acids. The transcript is spliced from 5 exons.